UGCAGGCUGUGAUUUGCACGGGAGCGCAGUCAUUUGAAUGGACUCGUUUGCCCUGGCACACGCAGGGAAGCAGUCCCUGCACUACUUGUGAAAUCGCAGCCUGAAUGGGAACCGAGGUUCCCAAUACAGGUGCGAUCACCAGUGCGGGCAGCAUGCCAUUAGAAUGACACCUACCUGCGGGUUCCACAUUCCUCUGUGUGGGUGGUGCAGCUCCAGGUAUGUGUGCAGGUCCCGCAUUCCUCUGUGUGGGUGGUGCAGCUGCAGGUAUGUGUGCAGGUACCGCAUUCCUCUGUGUGGGUGGUGCAGCUGCAGGUAUGUGUGCAGGUCCCACAUUCCUCUGUGUGGGUGGUGCAGCUGCAGGUAUGUUUGCGGGUCCCGCAGCAGCACCACCCGCACAGAUGUGAAC
Staurois parvus is the source of this 406-nucleotide messenger RNA. NCBI's taxonomy places the organism in Eukaryota, Metazoa, Chordata, Amphibia, Anura, Ranidae. The record is from the annotation of a GenBank genome assembly.